Wasmannia auropunctata (little fire ant) is the source of this 1905-nucleotide messenger RNA. RefSeq lists its product as uncharacterized. Bases 1 to 1905 code for a protein of 634 amino acids. Gene Ontology annotation, molecular function: zinc ion binding; nucleic acid binding. The record is from RefSeq and is a predicted model, not a curated record. NCBI's taxonomy places the organism in Eukaryota, Metazoa, Arthropoda, Insecta, Hymenoptera, Formicidae. The transcript is spliced from 2 exons.
AUGGAAACAGAUAUCCGUAAGUUGAAACAGCGUAGAGCUAGAGCAAAAGGACAAGUUACUCGCAUUUCGAAUUUUUUAGAAGCUGGAACCGCCACAGCGGUGGAAGCGCAGGUCAGACUGCAAAAAUUAGAGGAGUAUUUUUGUACAUUUGACAAAGUGCAAUGUAUGAUUGAGGAAAAACAACUCGAUUCCGAGGAAGAAAUAUUGAGCGAGGAAAACGAUCCCGAAAGAAUGGUUUUCGAACAAUUAUAUUACAGGGCAGCAGCCAGGGCGCAAGAGAUAAUCGCGCAAGGACAGAACGAGGUUAGAGCACACGCAACAGGCAAUCAAGCGGAUAUUCAGGGCGAAGCACCCGAGAUCACACGCAGGCGACCGAAAUUACCGGAGAUCAAGCUGCCGGAAUUCAACGGCGACUACACUAAAUGGUUAUUCUUUAAGGAUAGCUUUGAGACAACGAUUCAUGCAGACAACACUUUGACGGCAGUGCAGAAACACCAAUAUCUUGUGGGAGUGCUGCAGGGAGAAGCUCGUAGUGUUAUCGAAGGUUUUAAAAUCUCAAGUGAGAACUAUGAAAACGCAUGGAAAUUACUAAAGGAUACAUAUGAUAACAGCAUGAUUAUCAUGCAGAGUCAUUUAGACGAUUUGCUAAAUCUUCCGGAAAUAACGAAAGAAGAUAAAUCAGAUUCAUUGCGCAAAUUCAUUUGGCAUAUUCAAACACAUGUAGCGGCCCUGAAGAAUCUUGGCUUACCAGUGGAUGCAUGGGAUGCCAUUUUGAUGCACAUGGCAAAAAAGAAGUUGGACUUCGUGGAACAAAAGGAUUGGCAGAAUCUUAUAAAAAAUAGAACGCAGGAAAACAUGCCUCGGUUGUCAGAAUUCAUCACCUUUCUAACAGAACGGUGUCACGCUAUUAAAGUUCUUGAGAAAAAUCGAGUAAAAACGACUGAAAAACAGGUCAAUCGAGAGGUAAAGAAAAAGGAAAGAAGAGUAACAUUAGUAUCUACGACAGUCAAAUGUAAAGUCUGCGAAGGAGAUCAUCCAAUAUUUAAGUGUAGCGACCUUCUCAGCUUACCGAUAGCAGAGCGGAGAAAAAAGCUUCUGGAGACAAAGUUGUGUAUCAACUGUUUAGGAACAGGUCAUUACGUGCGCGAUUGCAGAUCGUCAUUGUGCAAGAAGUGCGGGAAGAAGCACAAUUCACUCAUUCACGAGGAAUUCGCAGGGCAAGGAAAGGCUCAAGAUAAAUCAUCAAGUGAAGAUUCAACAGCGUCAGUUAUUAUGAACUGUGCUGCAGUAAAGCAAGAUUUGGUAAUAAAAGCCAGCACAGCAGGCGAGCAGCAAGUCUCAAAUAAAGAAGACGACGUUGCUACUAAUGUUUACUAUACAAGAUACAAAGGCACCAGAGUGAUACUCGCUACAGCUAAAGUUUGCAUAUCGGGAGCAAAUGGAGAGAAGAAGCAUUGUCGGGCGCUGCUCGACCCAGGUUCGCAGUCAAAUCUAAUUACAUCAAAUUUGGUUCGAGCGCUGAAACUGCCAUGCAAAAGCACAGUUUGCCCAAUUAGCGGGAUCAACAAAACACGACUUCAUAACCACAGUAGAGUGCCCUGUAUACCGGAAAUCACUGAGUUGUUACCUCAGGUUGAAAUAAAUACAACGAAGAUGCACAUCCCAAAGGAUGUUAAAUUGGCGGAUCCGACAUAUCACAAGCCGGGGCCUGUUGACAUACUCCUUGGAGCCGGAAUAUACUGGCAAAUUAUUACCGAAGCACCAGAGAACAAGAAUAAAGGAAAACCGGCAUUGCAGAAUACGCGUCUAGAAACAAUCAUCGGUGGGGAAUUAAAUGAAGAGCCCGCAGAAGUAUCGAAUAGUUGUAACGUGGUCACGAAUGCUCAAUUGCAAGAUCAGCUCUAA